AUGUCGCCGAAAUACAAGGACAAAGAUACCGGCGUCGUCCUUAGCUUCAACGGAAGCUUGAUCAGCUGGGCGCACACAGCCAUCGCGUACACUGCUUUUUUCAGCGCAUUGAUUAUAGGCAUUUCCCUACACUAUCACAAGAUUGUCCAGAAUGAGUUCCACGGUUAUCCGCAAGAAUGGUUUCCCUCGGUCUCAGCAACAAUUGGCGAUCGAUACCCCGAGCGAUCCUUCUUCAUGAUCUUCAUCGCCAUCACGUCCGGCCCGCGAUUUGCCCUGGUCGGCUUGUGGUAUCUUCUCACACGAAAGCCAGGCCAAAAACUGCCCGCAUUCGUCGCCAUCAUGGGCCUUCUGCGAACUCUAACCUGCGGCGGUUGGACAUACAUCACAUCCACGGAUGACCACGAUUGGCACGACAUUUUAAUGAUUUCUUACAUUGUUGCGACGCUUCCGUGGACGACCGGCUGUAUCGCACUCAGCCCCGCUAACCCUCAGGCCAUCAAGUAUCGAAAGUACCUGGCCUCGGCAUUCUUCGGUACUCUUGUGCCAUUAAUCUACUUUUUUAUUCAACACAAGGUUCACAGAGUAGCCGGAGCUUACACCACUUACGCCUUCUUCGAGUGGUCCCUGAUUAUCUUCGAUGUAGCAUUUGACGCUGUUACGGCCCUCGAUUUCAGCACCUUCGAUAUUGAGGUUAGAGAUGUCAAGGGUGCGAGCAAGGGUGACAACUUAUCAUCGAUACCAUCUGCAGUCCUUGAAAAGGAAAAGGAAAAGGCAACAGGUGGUGUAUUCGCUGUUCGUUUCAGCUGGUCCGAGGUACUCGAUGUUGCUGCCGAAGUUUAUCACGGAUACGUUUUUUGGACUAUUCUGACCAGUCUGGGACUUGUGGUGUGGUACUUCCCACUCUGGUAUAUGGGCAUUUCUGGGUACGAAGUUUUGGUUAUGACGACAGUUUCGCCCUUCAUUCUGGCUAGUCGCUCAGCUAGAUCUCUGAUUGUGAACAAUCUGCGGGUUGUGCAUCUCCUAUCCCUUGCGGGCAUUGCUGCCUAUCUCGUCGAGGAGCCCAGUUUACGUCUUUUCACCGUUGGCUUCGGUGUCUUCAUGUCGUGCUUGGGCUGGGCAGGUACUCUCUUUGCAGAGUCUGUCCACGAGGGCCGCCUUGAGUCCAAGAUCCUUGGCUGGAUGCUUGGUUUGAUUCUUUCAUCUACAGCGAAGUUCGCAUGGUGGACCAAUAACCCUAUCUGGCCUAUCAUGCAUGCUGCAAACGGUGGCUGGAACAAUACCGGUCUUGUGCUAGGCGUACUGGCUGCUCUUCGAUUCACCCGAAGAGCACCUCUUACUGCUGGUUUGGCUGCCAGCCCUGCUAAUACCAGCUCGAGUUUCCUAGCAUCACUUGGUCUGGCCGGUUUGUUCUUUGGUCUUCACUCGUUGCUUUCCGAUACCAGCACAAUGAUCCUCUGGGGGUGGGAAGGGUAUCCCAUCCGUGGACCUUAUUUCUCCACCCAUGGCUGGCUCACUGUUCUUGCCAUGUCGCUAGGGUUGUUCAGCGGAGUCUGGCAACCUAGACUUGCAAGCAGCUGGGGCGUCUACAUCAUUGGAACUGCCGGUGCUAUGUUCCUCACCUUUUUCAGCCACUGGUCCGGCUACUAUGGGGCUCUUACACUCGCAACAUACUUGAUGGCCUACUCUGUGCCCAUGCUCACCCAUGCCGCCAAGACGAACCCUACGACCACGUUUGGUAAUGGCUUUCUCAUCUAUAACUUUCUGGUUCUGUUCCACGUCUGGGUUGUGGCCUAUGCUUUUGUGCCAGGUGGCCAGCUUGUCCGCGAGCGUACCGAUUGGGUUAUGUACACCAUGAUGACAUGCAUUGGUGCGGGUGUAUACGGCCUGAAUGCCUCAGGUCCUCAGCGACAGCCUCCAAAACGGUCUUUGCCAACUCAGCAAAGAAAAUAUUUUGGUGUUUCAACCAUUUUGAUCAAUAUUCUCUUCCUCAUCUCAGCGUUCCAACGCUUCCCCCGCAACAACUACCAGCCUUAUCAUGCCGAUGACCGUAUUUUGACCGCCGGAAUUUGGACAAUCCACUUCUCUUUCGAUAAUGAUAUGUGGGCAUCAGAGUAUCGCAUGCGAGAUCUUAUCAAGGAAAUGGAAAUCGAUGUGAUUGGUCUCCUCGAAUCCGACAACCAGCGUAUCAUCAUGGGCAACCGUGAUGCUACCCAAUUCCUUGCAGAGGAUCUUGGUAUGUAUGUCGACUAUGGUCCCGGUCCAAACAAGCACACCUGGGGUGCCGCUCUUUUGUCCAAGUUCCCUAUCGUCAACUCGACACAUCAUCUUCUUCCUAGCCCUGUUGGCGAGCUAGCUCCUGCCAUUCACGCUACUCUGGAUGUCUAUGGUCAGUUGGUAGACGUGUUCGUAUUCCACUCUGGACAGGAAGAAGACCCCGAAGAUCGACGUCUACAGUCUCUUUACCUCGCUGAUCUUAUGGGUUCGACUCCUCGACCGGCAUUCUUGCUCAGCUAUCUGGUGACAAAACCAAAGCAAGGCAAUUAUAACACCUAUGUGAGCGAUAAGUCGGGUAUGAAGGAUGUAGACCCAUCAGAUUGGGACCGAUGGUGCGAGUAUAUCUUGUUCAAACGCCUUAAACGUGUAGGGUAUGCGCGAGUCAGUCGCAGCUCGAUCACGGAUACUGAGCUGCAGGUUGCCAAAUUCAAGAUUCCUGAAUCGAAAGAGGAGAUUGCAAAGCUGGAAGCCCAGUCGGACCAGGAACGCAACCGCCGCGUGCAAGAGAAAGAUGUGCCAGACGGUUGGAAAUUCCCUGCUAUGUUCAGGGGUCAGGGUGUGCGAGAGCACCGAUACCAUGUUUUCAACGAGCCAAGGUAUUAUAACUAG
Fusarium sp. VM40 is the source of this 2883-nucleotide messenger RNA. Lineage: Eukaryota; Fungi; Ascomycota; Sordariomycetes; Hypocreales; Nectriaceae. The record is from the annotation of a GenBank genome assembly.